AUGUCAGGAAAAGAAGCAGAAUAUCCUCAAGGGCGAGUUGCGCCUGGGGGCUGCGUAACCCCCAAGCAGGUUGCGAGCAUUCAGGAGGUCGUUGGCGAGGACAAGGAUUUGUCGCUACUGGAUGGAUUUGAGGACGUCUCAGCCGAGAACCAAGACAAGAUCCGCGAUGCAGUUGAGAACGGCCAUGUUGCUGAUUCCGAUUGGAGAGGCGAUAUUGAAAUGAACCGGCCUGGUAAGACUGGUUUCCGCGUCCGGGCUUCAAAGAAGAAGAUCGACGCAGAGGCAGAUCAUGAAACCCCCAAGAAGACCAAACGCCACAGAGGCAAGAAAGGUGGUGAAGACACAGAUGCAGAGCAAAGUGAAGAGCCAGCGCCCAAAAAGGCAAAGGCCGCCAGCUCCAAAUCGAAACCCGUUGCUCGAGAAUCUGAGGGAAAACCCGAAACCGGUGAUAAACCCGUGGAAAACCAAAAGCCCGGCCGCAAGGCUUCUAAACCCCGGAAAGCCGAGGAAGAACAGAAAAGUCCUGCAUCCACUGGAAAGAAGCGAUCUAGAAAGGCUGCCGACAAAGUUGAAGCACGCACUGGUAGAGUGACUCGCUCAAUGGCCAAAGCAGGUUGA
Uncinocarpus reesii 1704 is the source of this 618-nucleotide messenger RNA. RefSeq lists its product as uncharacterized. The transcript is spliced from 4 exons. The record is from RefSeq and is a predicted model, not a curated record. NCBI's taxonomy places the organism in Eukaryota, Fungi, Ascomycota, Eurotiomycetes, Onygenales, Onygenaceae. The coding region runs from base 1 to 618 and encodes 205 amino acids.